Colossoma macropomum (tambaqui) is the source of this 3056-nucleotide messenger RNA. It is a transcript of the gene mknk2a, whose product is annotated as MAPK interacting serine/threonine kinase 2a. The record is from RefSeq and is a predicted model, not a curated record. The transcript is spliced from 14 exons. Gene Ontology annotation, cellular component: cytoplasm; nucleus. Gene Ontology annotation, biological process: protein autophosphorylation; intracellular signal transduction; peptidyl-serine phosphorylation. Gene Ontology annotation, molecular function: calmodulin binding; calcium/calmodulin-dependent protein kinase activity; ATP binding. NCBI's taxonomy places the organism in Eukaryota, Metazoa, Chordata, Actinopteri, Characiformes, Serrasalmidae. The coding region runs from base 236 to 1690 and encodes 484 amino acids.
GCGAAAGCUGAGUGACAGUUUUGAUUUAGAAAAGAAAACCGUUGGAAAAGAGGAGAUUGCUAACCGACUGUUGGUCGCAGCAACGGCUCAAAAACUGGAUUCUCACGGAAAAUAACGUUAAACGGGGAGUCCUGCGCUGCCACCUUGCUGACCUUGCUGCCGAUUCGGACUCGAGCUACUGCCCUGUGGUUCAGUCACCCAGCUGAACUCAGACACCGAUCUCAAUCCAUUUAAAAUGGUGCAAAACAAGAACACAGACGUCACGGGAUUCCAUCGCUCUUAUAAGGUUGAAAACCCUUUUGAGAAAGAUGAAUUUGCCAAAAGGGAAUCGCAUAUGCGGGAAGCACCGUUUGAUUUGGAUCACCCCCCGAGACCUGACAUGCCGUCCAGCGAGCCCAUCGACAUCCCAAACGCUAAGAGGAGGAACAAGAAGAAAAAGAGAUGCAGAGCUACCGACAGCUUCACUGGGCGCUUUGAAGAUGUUUACAGACUGCAGGACGAGGUUCUUGGAGAAGGAGCUUAUGCAGUUGUGCAGGCGUGCAUCAACCUGAUCACAAACAAGGAAUAUGCAGUAAAGAUUAUUGAGAAAAGGCCGGGGCACAGCCGGAGCCGUGUUUUUAGAGAAGUGGAGAUGCUCUAUCAGUGCCAGGGUCACAGAAACAUCCUGGAGCUGGUCGAGUUCUUUGAAGAAGAUGAGAAGUUCUAUUUGGUGUUUGAGAAACUGAGAGGAGGUUCUGUGUUGACUCACAUCCACAGAAGACAGCACUUUAGCGAACAGGAAGCCAGCAUUGUGGUGCAGGAAAUCGCCAGUGCUCUGGACUUCCUACACAGCAAAGGAAUGGCACACCGGGAUCUGAAGCCAGAGAACAUUCUCUGUGAGCAUUGUGACAGGAUUUCUCCAGUGAAAAUCUGUGAUUUUGACCUGGGCAGUGGAAUCAAGCUGAACAGUGACAGCUCCCCCAUCUCCACUCCUGAGCUCCUGACUCCGUGUGGCUCAGCGGAGUACAUGGCUCCUGAAGUGGUGGAGGCCUUCAAUGAGGAAGCCAGCAUCUACGACAAGCGCUGCGACCUGUGGAGCCUCGGGGUCAUCCUCUACAUCUUGCUCAGUGGAUAUCCGCCAUUUGUGGGUCGCUGCGGGACCGACUGUGGCUGGGACUGGGGAGAGCCGUGUCAUGCCUGUCAGAACAUGCUGUUUGAGAGCAUUCAGGAGGGAAAGUAUGAGUUUCCAGAGAAAGACUGGGCGCACAUCUCCCCCGCUGCCAAAGACCUCAUCUCCAAGCUGCUUGUGCGGGAUGCCAAAAACCGCCUGAGUGCGGCUCAGGUGCUGCAGCACCCGUGGGUGCAAGGGUGUGCUCCAAACAUGGUGACGACAUCUAUACUCAAUCAGAGAGGGGGUCGUGCUCAGGACCUGACUAUGUUUGCCAGCUGUGCGGUGGCGGUGAACAGGCAGUUGGCGGAGCAGGAAGAAAGUGCAGAGCAGCUGCAGCAGCUGCACUUGGAGAAUGAUGAUGGUUUUCCGUAUCCGCUGCUCCUCCACGGCAGCCUGAGCUCCAUCAUGCCGCUCUCGCCCCUCACCAGGUCACGCCUGGCCCGGCGCCGGCGCGCCAGCAGCCCAAACCACGGGCCGGUGUGCGCGUCUGAAUUACGGCAACUGCUCGCCCCACUGGUGGUGGUGGGAGACUGCGCGUGACCACCACGCAUACAUACAUGCUGAAAAAGUGAUGCACUGAACGUACUUGAUUCAAACGUGUGCUCUAUUACAUCAGCACAAAUUAUUGCCAAAGUAAAUAAUAUUUAUAUAAAUUUAAUUUAAUUACAUAAAUAAGUAUCUAAACUCAAUUUUUUAUUAUAUAGAUGUUUAUUCUUGUAAUAAUAUCUACUGCAUCAACACCUUUCUUGCCAAAAAAUAAACUAAACAACACAAUUGUUGAUGUAAUAUAUUUUAUUAAUGUUUAAAUUAUGUACGUUUGAAGCGAGUAAAUUCAGCGUAUCACUUUUGUCCGUGUCUGUCCUUUUGGACCCUCCAGCUGGACUGUGCCUGAAAGCCCCCAGACUUUUGUUCAACAUGGGGCAAUCAAAGCACUUUGGAGGAGUCCAGAUACCUGUAGCACUUACACAGAAAAAAGCAUUAAAAACCCUCAGAUCACCCCAGAAACAUGUACUGUGAUAAGGGGGCUUCAGAAAUGACUUUGUUCGACAAUGUUAGUUUCUGCUUGGCUGUAAAAGACAAAAAAAAGACUCUGGACAAAAGCUGAGAAACCAAAGGAUGUCAUGGAGUGCUGCCUCCUCAUGGAUCCCACUGUGAAGAUUGGAGUAUUUGUUCAAUGCAUCAGGAGAUAAAUACCUUUUGCUUUUGCCUUUCUGUACUCAUAGGGAUCUGCUCAGCACAGCUGUGUACUUAUGCAACCUCUGAGACUCGUGUCUUUUCUUGUCCUUUCUUAGAAGGGGCUGCUGGCAGACCACACUGUUGGUUAAUGCAGGGUAGAUUUUGGUUAAACUUGGUGCUGAGGCCUGGAGACUUUUAUGCAAGUUGUCUAACAGGUUGCAUACAACAAGAGCAGGAGAGGCUCAGAUUUAAUUUAAUUUUUUUUUUUGUUUUAUUUCAUCUUUUCAGAGAAGGUGAGCCGCUAUUGUUAAAAACCAAUGCUGGGAAAUGAUUUAUUUUCCCUUUUUGCCUCUUUCCCUGACAGAUUCAAGGGCUUUCUUUGUCUUUAAGCUGACGGAGGCACAUUUCAGCACCUUGCAGCCAAUUACUAGAAUGUAAAUUGUUGAGUCCCAGGUGUUAUUUUUUGUUUUCCAGGUUAGACUAUUUAGACUCUUAGUCUCCAUCACUGAUUAAGGUCAUUGUGAUGCCUUCAGCUGUUCAAACACAGCUACAUUGACCAAUUAGUACAGGAGCCCUUCCCCCCAGAUAGAAGAGGAAAAAAAUGCUUUGCCUUCUUUUUUGGCAGCAGUAUGUAAAAAUAUUGACUUAGUAUGUCGAAACAUGACAUUCUCAAAAAAUAAUGAUUUAUUUUCUCAAAAUAGUGACUUAUUUUCUCAAUUUUGACUUGUCA